AUGGCACCAAAAAUCGCAAUCGUUGGCGCAGGCCCCGGCGGCUGCAUGCUCGCACGCCUGUUACUCACCCAAUGUGACUGCAGCACCACCAUCUUCGAAGCAGAAGCCUCCAUCAAUUACCGUUCGCAAGGCGGCACCUUGGACUUGCGCGCCAACACAGGUCUCGCUGCAAUAAAACUAGCAGGCCUGUGGGACGAGUUCCAAAAGUACGCUCGCUACGACGGCGAGAGUCUGCUCGUCACCGAUAAAAACCUCACGACAUGGUUGAGAAGAGGCGGACGAAAGACAGCAGACGGGAAGCUGAGCCCAGGAGACGCACCAGAAAUCGAUCGCGCAGAUCUGAGGAGAGUGCUCAUGGAGAGCUUACCUCAUGACACCGUUCGCUGGGGCUACAAGCUCUCGCGCGUCGAAGAAGGCAGUUCAGGACUAAGUCUGUGUUUCGCGAACGGCGAGGUGCUGGACGGCUUCGACUUAAUCGUAGGCUGCGACGGCGCUUUCAGCAAGACACGCAACCUCUUGACGUCGGAGAAGCCGUACUACGCCGGCCUAGGCGGCUGGACAAUGUACAUACCCUCCGCCUCAACCGCCGCACCAGACCUACACAAUUUCGUCAACAGAGGCAGCGUCUUCGCCUACUCCGACGGAAAGUCACUGUCCAUACAACAACUCUCCGACUCCUCCAUCUACGUCGCCUACUACGGCCAGCACCCCGAGGAUUUUGCCCAAACAUGCGGUUUCGACGCGCAAAACGACGUCGAAGCAGCGAAAGCAGUGUUGAGAAAGCAGCUGCACGAUUGGGCACCUCAGCUCCUCGAUGCUGUCGAAAAAGCGACAACAGGACUCGUGUGGAGAAACCUCUACCAACUCCCCGUAGGCUUCACCUGGCCACACAGACCCGGCAUCACGCUCCUAGGCGACGCAGCACACGUCAUGACCCCGUUUGCGGGAAUCGGUGUCAAUACCGCGUUUUACGAUGCCAUGGUUCUUACUGAGCAGAUCGUUGCGUACAGUUCAUCUAGCUCCGCCGCCGGCGAGGGUGUUAGUCAGGUGGAGGCGCUGGGACGGUAUGUAGAGGGGUAUGAGAAGGCGUUGUUUAGGCAUGCGCAUGCUGCGCAGCGGCGUACCGAGGGCGCGAAGAAUGCGAUGUUGUUCACGCCUGGCGCGCCGAGGACGAGUAUUGAGACGUGGGUGCUUUGGCAGGCGGAGGAGCAGGUGCCGGGGUGGGGGAGGGGGGUUGUUGGGGUGGUGGUUUAUGUGGGGUAUUGGGUUUAUAAACUGUUUGUGUAG
This is a messenger RNA of Alternaria viburni, 1287 nucleotides long. RefSeq lists its product as uncharacterized. The record is from RefSeq and is a predicted model, not a curated record. The transcript has a single exon. NCBI's taxonomy places the organism in Eukaryota, Fungi, Ascomycota, Dothideomycetes, Pleosporales, Pleosporaceae. Gene Ontology annotation, molecular function: FAD binding. Bases 1 to 1287 code for a protein of 428 amino acids.